This is a messenger RNA of Schistosoma margrebowiei, 4918 nucleotides long. The record is from the annotation of a GenBank genome assembly. Lineage: Eukaryota; Metazoa; Platyhelminthes; Trematoda; Strigeidida; Schistosomatidae.
GAGAGCGUUCUUUGAGAGUUGCGCUACGUGGUCGCUAGUCACACUUCGAAAGUCUAUGUUCCUGUUUUUGUGGCAUUUGGCGUUCUUUAUUUCCAUCAAAAGGGGUACUUAUGCUGUCAGUCGCAAUCGCAUAUAAACUUCAUGUGAGGACUUGGAAUGAUUGACAGAAAAUGUGUUAACUUUUGCUAUAAAUAUCUCGAUAAAGUUGUGCGUCUUUGCCAACAACCAAAGUUGAGCUUGAAAGCCAGUCCACCUUAUAUUUUGGAUACGAUUCCGGAUAUCUAUGAAAAGCUACAAAAAAUAAUUGCAAAUUAUGAAGAAAAUUAUGAUGCACUCUCUGAAAUAGAAUACUUUCAAAUAUAUAUUUCGACCUUGAUUGAGAAAUCCAAGCAAACUAUUAGUCUUUUCAAAAAUUCCAAAGAGAAAAUUUUUGAUAUCAACUCAGAUGCACGGUUUCGUCUGAUCAAGUUGUCACUAGUAUAUUCACAUCUUCUAAACGAUUUGGAAGCCCUCUUCCCACAUGAUACUUUCGACUCUAAGGGUUUCCGUAUAACAAAACCUGAUGCAGCUCGAUGGUGGUUGAGCAAUUUUGGGAAUAGUGUAGUUGUGUCUUGGCAAUUAUUCAAAGAUUCGUUAAUUCAAACAUUCAGGAUAGACUCUGAUACUCAACUGCUGGCUCUUCAAACGACUAUAGACAUAACUUGCAAUGACUAUGUAUCCAUUUUUGAGUUCGAUGUAUUUACUAGAUUGUUUCAACCGUGGAACAAUAUACUGGAAACCUGGAAAGCACUAGCCAUCCUCCAUCCCGGUUACAUGGCGUUCAUGACGUAUGAUCAAGUUAAAGGUGUUCUUAAACGCUACUGCUUUUACCCUGGUCCAGGAACAUACAUUUUCCGAUUAUCAUGUACUAAACUGGGUCAGUGGGCUAUCGGAUAUAUUACACAAGAACUAAAAAUCGUACAAACCAUAAUACAAAAUAAAUCCUUAGCACAAGCGUUGGUUGAUGGAGAAAGAGAGGGAUUCUAUUUAUAUCCGAACGGAAAACCCAGUCCUACCACAUUGUUGUACUAUUUAACAAAUAAUCUUCUCCAAGUCCACUUACAAGUAACAAAGGAACAGUAUCAGCUUUACUGUGAAAUGGGUUCAACCUUCGAAUUAUGUAAGAUUUGUGAUGAAAAUAAUAAAGAUACGCGGCUCGAACCCUGUGGUCAUUUGAUUUGCAAGAAUUGCUUACUUAAUUGUCAAUCCACAAGCAAUGGCUUAACAUGUCCGUUUUGCCGCCUGGUAAUAAAAGGAACUGAAGAUAUUAUCGUUGAUCCAUACAAACCAUCAAGCGACUCUGGUAAACUAAGUUUUCAUCCCGGUGAGUCUGUCGUAAUUUGUGAUCAAACAGCAUCCCCUCAUGCGAUAGCUGACAAGCCUUCAGGAUUGGUUUCGUGUUCUGUCAGCGCCUUGUGCGACAGAAAAAGUCUCACGCCAGACCCUCUAUCUGCGGGGCCACCACCUAUACCGCCAAGGAACUUUUAUCUGACAUCUACCAUAGAUAAUACCGUAAAUUACAACAACGAACUUCAAGCUAGUUGUCACACUUCGACAAACUACGGACUUGAGAUUUAUACACAUCCUGAUUCUCAUGAAAACAUCCAAUUCUCAAAUCCCGAAUCAUCUGUUACAAAGGAUACGCUCUUACGUUCGCUUAGUGAGUGUAAUGAAGAUAGAUGCUUAUGCUCUCAAGGGAGCAACUUUCUGUUGCCACCACAAGUUAUGCCCCAGAUAGAUACUGGGAGUUUCGAUCAUACAAUGGAUUUAAAUUACGCUCAGUUAGAUUUAAACAAGUCAGAUUCUGAUGAAGAAUUGGAGGUUAGUUUAGCCUUUGAUGAAAAAGACGACAUACGAGAUAUCAAGCCAUCUGCACAACAGAACAUAAGUGCAAACCCAGAUCUCAUUUGUGAAUCGCUAUCGAAUGAUAAGAACCACACGGACUGUUCUUCAGAUAAUUUGUAUAACAAGAAUACGAUCCCCUCCGGUAUGUCACAUUGUGAUCUCACAAAAUGCCAAACAAGAUCUGUGAAUGAAAAUGUGAGAGAAUUAAUUAGUUUGCACCCUGAAAUGACUGAAGCAACAGCCACGCUACUACUCACUUUAACGGAAAACCGUCUACAUAUUUCACAUGAAAUAUGGAAGCACUUUAUGCCUCGUGUUUAGAGAGACGUGUAAGCACUUAUUUUCAAUAAUAUAAUUAAUGCUACUUUGCUCAGAGAUAAUUUAUUAGGCUUAGUGUUAAAAUUAUUUUAUACUUUCUUAUUUUUGAUUUUACUUAUGUUGGUAAUAAUUAUUGUCCUGCAGAGUUCUACUAAAUUUCAGGUAGGGUCACCAAUUUUUCGUGCUUUCAAGUUAGUACUGAUAACAAUGACUACCUAAGCUUUUUCUAGAUCGUGUAAAUUUUUCUAAAAUCUCAUUUUAACAACGAACGAAUGUAUGAUAUUCUACUGAUAGUGUGAAAUAUACUCGGCUUGACUUUCAAAUUUGUCUUUUUAUCCCAAAAAACAUAGUGCGAAUAAAAUCUUUUCAUGUGAUUAAAUCUGAUUAGAUAUGAGAGCGUCAGCGAAAAUUAUCCAGAUUUUCAAAUUAUUUUAAGGGUCUACACUGAUUAGAAAAGUAAAUAAGUACUAACAGCUAGCUGGAGGCGUACGUCCAAUAGUAUUUCCUGUCAACUGCUUCCAAAUACCUAACACAUCAACAUAACACACGUGAUAUCGAAUCAUUUACACUAGUGGCCAUACUGAGACGUGAUCGGUAGAAUUCGAUCAACACGAUAGGACUGAACAGAUGUAGCGCUGACCACUAUUGAGUGGUCAGUCGAUUGUAUGUUUGAAAAUCUAACGUAAUUGCUAAUCACAAUAAGUAGUAACUAGGAUUUUCGAUAUCAAGUAAACAAGUGACACAAAAGAUUUGUAUUAUGUAUUACCAGCUAAUUAUCUUUGUUUUUGUAAUGAUUAGUAUGAACUGCUUUUUCGUACACUGGUAAUGCAGUAUUUUUCCAGUAGGUAAAUCCUCUAAUCAGGUUUUUGUUUCUUUCAGCCAAACAUUCGCGAAAAUAAAUUAACUUUUCUGACCCAACAGAUAAAAAACGGCUAGGUUCAUAAGUAUAUUGGAUUGUAGAAUUACGGGGUGAUUUCAACAAGUCGCACAUUUGUUCAGCUAAUUGUUCGCCAGUUUCGAAAAAUAAACCAUAUUUAUUAUCCUCCAUCAAUUCACUUAGUGUUGUAUAACCUAGCGCCAGGACAGGGACGUUCACACCAAGUAAGUCAACUACCUAAACAUAUACAAUAAAAAAACCCGUACGACAUGCGUUAAAGGAUGUUAGGUUAAAAUAAUUCGUGGUUAGUAAUAAGUGAAAAUCUACAUGGGUAUAUAUAUAUAUAUAUAUGGUCAUUCUAGGUUUUUGGAACUAGAAUUAACAUAAGAUGACUUUACCUCUAGGUUGUACUUCUGUUCUUUAUACUCACGUAAAAACUUGUGUGAACACACGACUGGGCUAGUUUAUGGUAUAGCUAUCUGGUAAGCAUUCUUUAGGAAACUAAGAGCCUUUUAAAAUUCAAAAUAACAAAAUGACGGUAUUGUCCCGAAAUGCAACCAUACAGAGCUUUGUCUGUAAAUACAGAAAUAGGUUUACUUAACUGUUUCUCAGUUUAAAAAUUAUUUUGGCAAUAACCCCACUUCGUGGUUACAUAUUACGUAAGGUAACAUUUUUAGACUACACAUACUACUUCUUUGUAAUAUAUCUGAAAAUACCUCAAACUCACUUUCAUGGGUAAAUCCAGUCCCGAGGAACUUCGAUGUAUGCUAAGUCCUAAGUCAGCACAUCCAAGAAAAACUGGAUAAUCUGACCACUCAAGCCACAACAUAAUGACUUCCACAUAUUUCCACUUUUGUUCUUUUAUUAAUUUUGCAUAGUAGCUUUGUAAUGGACCACGACCUAAAGCAAGGGAAGUAAAAUAACAUGACUAUAGUUGUGUCACAUUCAGAUAGAAACUCUAAAUCACCUGUGGUACUUUGGACUGAGUGACUUAAAUAAAGCAAUGUAUUUGUAAUAUCCCAAUGAUUAGAAAAAAACAAAUCUUCUGACGUUUCGCGACUCAGUGUAAGCCACUUCUUCAGAGGAUAAAUAACCAAAUCAAAAUUAUUCCAAGUUUAAAUAGUACAAAGGAACAACGCAAGAGGGGGAAAUUUAGUGCCGCAUAUAAUUAAUUUGUUGAAUGCACACAGGUCCACAAAGCUCUUCCACUUUCGUUUCUCUCUUCCAGUCCAUGUCGUCCAAUGAUAUCUUCAUAUCCGGUGUUGUCCGUUCUCACUUUGGCGUUUAGAUCUCUCAUUAGGAUGGCGAGGUCCUUUCUUGGGCACUUUGCUAUGAUUGAUUGCAGCCCCUAGUAGACCUGAUAUUUGUUGUCGUCGUUGUUAUCAUUGGUGGGUGGAUAACGUUUGGAUAACAUCCAUUGUGAUCCCCUCUUUCUUUGUUUUGAAUGAUGCUUUGGUGAUUCUGGAUCCGUGAGAUUCUCAUCCUACAAGUGCAUUUCGUGCUACUUCGGAUAGUAUUAGAGAAACUCCGUGUGUGUGGAGCAUUUUCCUCUUCUUGACCGGAGUACAGAAGCAUAUCUCCCGUAUCGAGCUUUUGCUGUCCAGCUUGGGUCCAAUAGGUUUCUUUGAUUUCGAGUACUUCCAAUCUAUAUCUCAUCAUUUCCUCUCGGUCUCCAACACUAUCCGAACGUUUUAUGUACCUAUGAAAAUUGUUGCUCUGGUUGUUAGUUAUUAUUAUUAUUUAUUUGAACACAUAAAUAUUGGUACAAGAGAGCGCCAAUAUAUAUGCGCCACACAAAACAAUGAAAAUUCGGAGAUAGAAAAAAAAACUAAGGAGCAC